CAUAUAUUAUUAAUUUAAUUGCAAUUUCAAUAAUUAUUUUCUUGUCUUUGAAGCUACGACUGGAAAAAGUGGUCCGCUCAGUGUAGAAAGAGGAGAAGAUCGACCUCUAUCAGAGCUGAAUUUAUGGGUCUUGUGUGGUUAUAUAUAUCGAGUGGGAUGAGUUGACCGUUGACCAUUAAGCUCCUUUAGCACGGCAGAGACUGGUCUAUGUGCGCACGAGACGAACAAGAAGAAGUAGAACAAGAAGAAAAAGAUGGAUUUGAAAAAAUUGGAGGUGGAAGAUGAUGAGGAACAGUAGUAGGAUUUUUUAUUUUCCUUUUUAAUUAGGGGUUAGAAGCCCUAAUAAACUUUUGACUGUGUAGCUCUCUGAGUAAUUUCUGAGCAAGAAUAAAGAAGGUUAGUUUUUCAAUGAUGGUUUACGAAUCUUCGUCCUAAUCGCUUUUGCAUUUUAAUUUUAAAUCUUUAUGGAUUAUUUAUUUUUCAUUACUAUUAAUCCCAGUGCAUUAUAUUUUGGUCUCUGAUCUAAACUGCAAUUAUUAAUUUUUUUAUGCUCGUCUUCUACUCGAAAUUCUUUCUCACAUUAGAUUUGGUUCUUUCAAGGUUUUAUAUAAUCUCAUCUCUUUGAACUUUAAAUGGUAAGCGUUAGAUUUGCAACAAACAUUUUUUUUUGUCUUGCUAUAUAUUUGGAGACAUGUUUGUUAUUAGUUAUUACUGUCUUAAUUCUUAUUAACUGAGUAGUUUAGUAAUAAACAAAGAUGAUUGAUUUGUUGUUUUUAUUUGGUGCACAGAUUCCAAAUACCUGAAUUAAUGGGAAUUAUUUUUUUUAAAAAAAUAUAUUUAUAUAUUAAUAAAAAGGUGAAAAAUUGAAUGCUAUUUAUACCAUCUAGUUGGGAAGAUAAACCUAGGAGACAAGCCUAUCUAUUUGUUUAUUUUAUUUUUCUCUUUAUCCUUUGGAAAAAUCUCUAGAAGAAAUAGGGUAUCGCUCAAAGAUAACCACAAAAAUUAGAAAUAAUUAUUUGGAUUUAUAUGUUUUUCUUUUUCUUUUUCUCCUCUCAAUUUCUUAAAUCUAGUCUAAUUUAGUUAAUCCAUGUUUUAGUUUCUGAUGAGAAUUACUUUCUGUUUGCAGGUUGUAUGAGCUUUUCAUCAAAUCAUUGACUGUUAUUAUUGUUAUUAUUAACACUUGUCAAGUCUAGCAGUGGAAGCUCAGUUUUUUGUCUCUGGUUACUGCCACUAAUUUGGACGGGCAUGGCGAGUGAGUGUACCACCAAAGUUCGGCUAGUUAGAUGUCCUAAGUGUCGAUUGGUCCUUCCUGAGUUGCCUGAAUUUAAUGUAUACAAGUGUGGUGGAUGUGGUGCCACUCUCCAAGCAAAAAGUCGAGUUACCAGAAGCACGGCAACCAGUUUAAAUGUUGCUGAUGCUGUUCAGGGAAAUCAAACAGGCCGUGUUUUUGAAGAUAAAGAACCCGAAUCAGGUAAGAAAGAGGUUCUUCGUGGCCCGGGAGAAUGCUCUUCAUCCCAAAACAAUGAGUGGGAUCAAAGUAGAUCUAAGGAGUUUGAUGGUGAGCAGGGUGGGGUUGUGAAUCUACCUAGUGAAAAACAGAACAAUGGGACUCAUCAAUUCAGCGAGUCUUCAGAUUGUGAUGUGGAUGGAUCUGAAGCUUCCAAUGAAGUCGUUUCACCAAUGGAGUUUGUUGAUAGUAAGAAUGAGGAGUUUGUUCGUCAGGAGGAGGAGGAGAGUCCUAAUAACAAGAAGGAGACGUUUGCUCGUAAUGAAAAUGAAGAGGUCCAACAAAAUGAGAACAGAGAGUUAGCUGAUAAUGGGGAUAGGAUUUUUCAUAAUGAGAUCGAGGAGUGUGACGAUAGUGGAAAUGGGGAGCUUUUCCACAGAAAAAUUGAGAAAUUCGCUCGUAAUGAGAGUGAGGAGCUUGCUCACAAUGAGGGUGAGGAGUUUCCUCGCAAUGAAAGUGAGGAAUUUGCUCAUAACGAGAGUGAGGACUUAACUUAUAAUGAGAAUAAGAAAUUUACUCCGGAAGUUGCUCGUAAUGAGAUUGAGCAAUUUUCUCAAAAACAAAAUGAUGAAUUCACUCAAAACCAAACUGAGAAUUUUUCUCAGAAGGAGUCUUUAGGUUUGGUGGGAGUGGAUGUAGAUGUAACAGUCAAUGGUGAGAGCACUCCAUCAGCAGACACCAGCAAGAAGAUUGGCUCAGAUUCUAAUAUCAGAAACUAUAUUGCUGUCAACUAUGGGGCUACAGCUGAAAAUGGUUCAAGACCUAAUCAUACGGCUGUAAGAGAAAGGAUUGCAUCCGAUUCUGUAGUAUCUUCUCCUAGUAAACUGAAACCACCUCGGAGAAGUGUUCAACAUGGAUAUGAUCAUCCGAGGUCUGAAGAAUUCGACCCCAGCUCUGAGCUCAGUGUUCAACAUGCAUAUGAAAGCAGUAUCUCAUCGUACGAUGGAAUGGAUGAGCGAUUUCCUAACCGCCAUUUUCACUCAUUUGAAAAUAGUUACAAGGCCGAAAACUUUCGACAUUCUGGAGAACGUUCAAGAGGAGACAAAUUCCUGGCGCAACCUAUGAUGAAUAGUGAUUCUAAGUUACAACAUCCAGCAAGGCCUUCCUGGUCAGAUAAGAGCCAUUCAGUGAACAACAGACAGUGGGGUCGAGAUGAAUUUGUAGAACCUGCAAGACAUGACCGAAGUGUUCGAAAUUGGACAUUAGAGAGACAUGAACAUCAUCCACCUAGUUCGGUUUUUGAACGAAUAAAUCGUCGAACUAGCUAUCAGAAUGGACGUCCUUCUGGUCAAUUGCACGGUGAGUUCCACCGCAACUCAAGCUUUCAGUCACAUGAGUGGUCUGAGGAUCCUGAACAAAUAAAGCUGAAACUGUUGGCAUUAGUUUUUGAUCAGCUUAACAAAACCCAUUUGCAUGAUAAGGAGAACGAGGGAAUUUCAGGACUCCCUUCAAACACAAGAUACAACCCCAGGUACAAUAAUUAUGAAGCUCCUAUGGAGGAACGUCUUAAUCCUCCAAAUUAUCGUAGAUACCCUGGAGGAUACAGCACUGGAAGCAACAGUUCUUAUCGACGUAGGUUCAAGAAGAUACCAUUUUCAGGUGAGGCAACUAGCAGUAGUAGUCACCAAUUUGACCCCUCCUGUGCCCAUUGCUGUCCACCAAAUUGGCAGCGCUCAGCUCAGUUACCUCCACCCUCACAUUACAACAGUAGUGGGCCGUGCAGGGUCCAUCCCGGUCACAGCUACUGCACAUGUUGUAGCUCUUGCCCGGCAAGCCCUCAGUGGAGUAUGGAUUCCGAAUAUCCUCCAUGGGGACGUGAAAUGCAAUCUGAUGAUCAGCGCCGGAGAAGUCAAGACAUGACAAAUUAUUUGAGGGAGAAACAACGUCCAGCUAAGCGCCAUUUCCGACCCCUUGCAGGUGGAGCCCCUAUCAUGGUUUGUUACAAAUGCUCUAAAAUCCUGCAGAUACCUGCAGAUUUCCUCCUGUUUAAAAAGAAGUGCCAUCGGUUGAGGUGUGGUGCUUGUUCAGAGGUACUAAAGUUUUCACUCCAUAAAGGAUCUCAUAUUGUUCCUUGUGAAGCUAGUACUGUUGACCCUCCACCACCAAGUGAAGCCGAAGAUUAUGGUGAUGAUAUAGAUAGGAGAAGUAUGGCUUCAUCUUCUCAAACUCCACUUACUGGUCCUGCAACAUGUUCUGAAGAUUGUGGACUCUCUUGCUCCACCACACCAUUUCACACUCCAAAUGGAAGUACAGUUGACAGGAGAAUGUCACUAGAUUCUUUUGAUCUUUCGAGGGAUAGAGUGGAGUUCAUUCCCACACAGUCUCAAGGGAAAAAUAAGUCCAAAUAUGAACUCUCUGGGCCUUCCCCUAACAUACCCAGAUCACAAAAUUUCUCUUCAGAAAUUGAGGAGCUGCCACAAAGAUCAACUUCACCACUUCAUCGACUCAUGGGAUACUCUUCUCCAAGUGACGUGAUAUUUGGUUCAGUUACAUCUGGCCGAGGGACAAGUACUUCAUACUCUAUGCUGAAAGAAAAUCGAGCCAAGAACUGAAAAAAAAAAAAAAACUUUUUACUACUGAAUACUAGAUUUUUGUAUCUAGUUCUCGUGUACUAUGGCAUUUUGAGAAUUCAAAUGGAGCCAAGGUUUCUUCUGCUGGUGGUGGAUUGACACAGCCAAUGUUUACAUACAAAGGCUUCAACUUUUUCUAUAUACUUUACUAAGAAGUGCAAGAUGUGGAAAAUGGUUAAAAGAAAGAGUUUCAAUUUUGUAUAUAGAAAUGCCCUAGACUUCGAUUUAAUUUAUUUGUUUGUGUAUAAUAAUUUUUUUUUUU
This is a messenger RNA of Cannabis sativa, 4339 nucleotides long. RefSeq lists its product as uncharacterized. Gene Ontology annotation, biological process: regulation of defense response to fungus. The record is from RefSeq and is a predicted model, not a curated record. The transcript is spliced from 2 exons. Bases 1246 to 4059 code for a protein of 937 amino acids. NCBI's taxonomy places the organism in Eukaryota, Viridiplantae, Streptophyta, Magnoliopsida, Rosales, Cannabaceae.